AUGGCUACUGCCAAGUGUGAUAUCCUCAACGUCUCUACAAGAGACGUUGCUGGGUAUCUUCCGAUUGAGAAUUAUGGAAUGAUUGGGAAUAUGAGAACUUGCGCGUUAGUAAGUAUGGAUGGGAGUAUAGAUUUUGACUCUCCGUCCGUGUUUGGCCGUCUCCUGGACAAGUAUAAGGGAGGCUACUUUAGUAUAGCCCCCCCUGAGCCCGCAUCAUGCACAACUAAGCAGCAAUACCUCCCAUCAGCCGCCAUUCUACAAACUCGCUAUAUUAGCGAAGAAGGCGUCGUCGACGUCGUGGACUUUUUCCCCCGUCCUAAGGAGUCUACCGUUCUGUCUACGAAACAUAAGCACAGUGCCUAUCGCGAGGCCAGGAGUGUAUACGAAGAGCUGAAGAAAUGGCUAGUUCGGCGAGUCGAGUGCAUUCGCGAUGUGGACGUUUUCCCAGCGUUCGAUUAUGCAAGGGAGUCUCACACGACUACCAUACUGCAAACCGUGCAAGGAGUUGACAGUCCUCAGAGUAAGACUGUCACUUUCCACAGCAAUAGUCUGAAGCUUCAGCUUGAUGUGACUAUCGACUGCGGCGGCGGAGAGUCAGAUACUUGCCCGACCCUUCUUUUCAAAAAGGUGCAGAGAGAGGGCAUGAAAGGCGAGGGGGUUGUAGCCAAUUUUACACUGCAAGAGGGCCAGGCUAUUUCGUUCGUUAUUCGAGAGGAUAUACCAAACCACGUUACGGAGAACAUCACGAGUCCGGUCCUCGAUGCUCGACAACAUGACACGCAGGCGUACUGGUUUAACUGGCUCUCAAAAAGCAGUUAUAAGGGCGCCUGGCGCGAGGUGGUCAUCCGGAGUUUCAUGAUAUUAAAGUUACUAACCUACGAGCCCACCGGGGCCAUAGUCGCGGCCCCUACAUUUUCAAUACCCGAAGCGAUCGGUGGAGUUCGAAACUGGGAUUACCGUUUCUCCUGGGUUCGAGAUUCCAGCUUCACAAUCUACAUCUUGCUACGGAUGGGGUUUACGCAAGAAGCGGACGCUUACAUGGAGUUCAUCAGUGAAAUACUGCAGAAGACUACGGCGAAGGGCAGCGAUCUGCCGAUCAUGUUUACUAUUAGGGGUGAGACCGAUAUACCGGAGCAAGAGCUUGACCAUCUCGACGGCUACAAAGGUAGUAGACCGGUCCGAAUCGGCAACGGAGCCGCGUUCCACAAGCAGUUCGAUACAUAUGGCGAACUUAUGGACGCCAUAUAUCUUUACAACAAGUAUGGAAAGCCUAUAUCAUGGGACACAUGGGUUUCCGUUCGCAAAAUGCUUGAGGACCUCCAAGAACCGGAUAUGUCGAUAUGGGAAGUCCGCAACAACAAACAACACUUCGUCUACUCGAAAAUAAUGCUCUGGGUCGCCCUCGACCGGGGUCUCCGCCUCGCCGAGAAACGCUGUCUUCCGUGUCCCAACCGCGCAAAAUGGCUCGAGGCCCGAGACGCCAUUUACGAAGAGGUCAUGGAGAAAGGCUACAACACAGAAAUGGAAAGCUUCAUCCAAAGCUACGAAAACAACACCAUCCUCGACUCCUCGAUCCUAAUCGCGCCCUUGGUCUUCUUCAUCACGCCCAACGACCCGCGCUUCCUCAACACCGUCGACCGGAUCCUUCUCGCGCCAGAGAAAGGCGGCCUGACGAGCGCAGGCCUGGUCUACCGGUAUAACACGGAGCUCGCUAACGACGGCGUCGGCGGCCACGAAGGCGCAUUCAGCAUGUGCACCUUCUGGCUCGUCGAAGCGCUGACCCGCGCCUCGGUCUACGAGCCGCGAUACCUCGAGCGCGCCGUCAACCUCUUCGAGAACAUGCUCAGCUUCUCGAACCACCUAUCCAUGUUCUCCGAGGAGAUCGCGCGCAGCGGCGAGCAGCUAGGCAACACGCCCCAGGCCUUCAGCCACCUAGCCCUGAUCAGCGCCGCCUUCAACCUCGACCGCGCUCGAGACUACGCGAGGAGGUGA
Molecule: messenger RNA, 1992 nt
Organism: Daldinia decipiens
Lineage: Eukaryota; Fungi; Ascomycota; Sordariomycetes; Xylariales; Hypoxylaceae
Product: glycoside hydrolase family 15 protein
Exons: 7
Coding region: 1-1992 (663 amino acids)
Biological process (GO): carbohydrate metabolic process
Molecular function (GO): hydrolase activity, hydrolyzing O-glycosyl compounds
Source: RefSeq, a predicted model, not a curated record